This is a messenger RNA of Puma concolor (puma), 1668 nucleotides long. RefSeq names its product solute carrier family 22 member 20. Lineage: Eukaryota; Metazoa; Chordata; Mammalia; Carnivora; Felidae. Gene Ontology annotation, biological process: transmembrane transport. The record is from RefSeq and is a predicted model, not a curated record. Gene Ontology annotation, molecular function: transmembrane transporter activity. Gene Ontology annotation, cellular component: membrane.
AUGGCCUUCACAGACCUGCUGGACCGCCUAGGCGGAGUGGGUCGCUUCCAGCUCAUCUACACGGGCCUGCUGCUGCUGCCCUGCAGCCUGCUGGCCUGUCACAACUUCCUGCAGAACUUCACGGCUGCCGUGCCUCGCCACCAUUGCCAAGGCCCCGCCAACCACACUGCGGCCGCCACCAACGACUCGGGGGCCUGGCUCAGGGCCGUCGUACCCCUGGACCGCCUGGGGGACCCCGAGCCAUGCCGGCGCUUCAAGGAGCCUCAGUGGGCUCUCCUGAGCCCCAACACGUCUGUCCGCGGGGCGGCCACGGAGGGCUGCAGGGACGGCUGGGUCUAUGACCGCAGCGUUUUCCCGUCCACUAUCGUGAUGGAGUGGGAUCUGGUGUGUGAGGCCCGCCCCCUCCGCGACCUCGCUCAGUCCAUCUACAUGGCCGGCGUGCUGGUGGGCGCCAUCGUGUUUGGUGGCCUCGCGGACAGGCUGGGCCGCAAGGGCCCCCUGGUCUGGUCCUACCUGCAGCUGGCAGUUUCGGGGGCCGCCACGGCAUACUUCGGUUCCUUCGGUGCCUACUGUGUCUUCCGGUUCCUGAUGGGCAUGACCUUCUCCAGCAUCAUCCUCAACUCCCUCUCCCUGGUCGUGGAGUGGAUGCCCACCCGGGGCCGGACCGUGGCGGGGGUCUUGCUGGGGUACUCCUUUACCUUGGGUCAGCUCAUCCUGGCCGGAGUGGCAUACGUGAUCCGCCCCUGGCGGUGGCUACAGUUUGCUGUCUCUGUUCCUUUCCUCAUCUUCUUCCUCUAUUCUUGGUGGCUGCCAGAGUCAUCCCGAUGGCUUCUGCUCCAUGGCAAGUCCCAGCUAGCUGUGGAGAACCUUCGGAAGGUGGCUGUUAUGAAUGGGAGAAUGGAGGAAGGGGAAAGGCUGACCAAAGAGGUGGUGAGCUCCUACAUCCAGAGUGAAAUAGCAAGUGUCUGCCCCUCCAACUCAGUCUUGGACCUCUUCCGAACCCCGGCCAUCCGAAAGAUCACGUGCUGUCUCAUGGUGGUCUGGUUCUCUAACUCCCUGGCUUACUACGGGCUGGCCAUAGACCUGCAGAAGUUUGGACUCAGCGUAUACCUGGUCCAGGUCCUGUUUGGGGUCAUAGACAUCCCGGCCAUGCUGGUAGCCACCACCACCAUGAUUUACUUGGGCCGCCGGGCCACAGUGGCUUCCUUCCUCCUCCUGGCGGGGCUCAUGGUGAUCGCGAACAUGUUUGUGCCAGAAGACAUGCAGGCCUUGCGCGUGGCCCAGGCGGCACUCGGCAAAGGCUGCCUGGCCAGUUCCUUCAUCUGUGUGUACCUGUUCACGGGCGAGCUGUACCCCACAGAGAUCAGGCAGAUGGGGAUGGGCUUUGCUUCGGUCAGUGCCCGCUUUGGGGGUCUGACUGCACCCCUGGUCACCACGCUUGGGGAGUUCAGCACCAUCCUGCCGCCCUUGGGCUUCGGGGCCACCUCGAUCCUGGCCGGCCUGGCUGUCUGCUUCCUGGCUGAGACCCGCAACGCGCCCCUGGUGGAGACCAUCGAGGCCAUGGAGAGGAGAGUCCGACAAGGUCUUCGCAAGGAGGAUGCAGAAGAGAAGACGGAAGAAAUUUCUCUCCGGCAGCUGGGAGCUUCUCCCCUCAAAGAAACCAUCUAA